Molecule: messenger RNA, 855 nt
Organism: Striga hermonthica
Lineage: Eukaryota; Viridiplantae; Streptophyta; Magnoliopsida; Lamiales; Orobanchaceae
Source: the annotation of a GenBank genome assembly
AUGGGGUUGGCCGGAAGAAAGCCGACGGAAGACGAGCAAGUGCGUCAAAUUGCUUCAAUUCACUGUCCAAGAGAUUUGGUCGUUAAUGGAUUUUGCUUUGGAAUAUCCGAAAACAGCUUUCAUCUGAUCUUGAAAGCCAUAAUGCUGAAUCCCCAGAAUCAACUGUUAUGGGAGACAAGGCGUUGGUUGCUUCAAGCAUAUGGGCGUAGUAGGAAGCUGGAAUUGGAAUAUUUUAGGGCCUUGGAUGGUGAGGCUGGUGCUAUUCUAAAAAAAUCGUAUGAAAUAUGGUUCCAUAGAUUUUGGCUUGCUAAGGCAAUUGGGCCUGAAGCUACAAAGCAGGAGUUGGACUCUAUAAAGAAUUUUUUGGUAACCAACCCUGAUGAUUCUCGUUUGUGGUACAUCUUCAUUGAAAUUGUCCAGCAGUUUCGACUUCGCGAUUUGGGUGGCGAAUUUGAAUUUGUAGACAACUUCCUAACUAAUCAUCCGAUGGCUUGUGGUGCAUGGGCUUACAGAAAAUUGCUUGUUCAGAGUCCGUUUGCGAAUAAGCUUGAUGCUCUCAAGUUCACGGAUGGCAUUUUACUUGGUAAUGUGAAUAACCUGGAUGCAUGGACCCACAGAGAUGAUAUUUGUGAUAUGCUUGAUCUUAAUGAAAAGACCAAGGAACUUGAGAACAUGAAGAAUGUUUAUGCUCACAAGGAUUACAGGACGAGUAAAUAUUUUUGGUUCUCCAGACAGUUCAUUGCUGAGUCCUUCCCCGAGGAGCUCAGAACCAAUAUUGCUAAUUUGGAGCUUCAGUUUUCUCAUGAAGUGUUGCUGUUCGACAUCGAAAACUACUACGCCUGGUUCCAUAGGUGA